This is a messenger RNA of Alternaria burnsii, 963 nucleotides long. RefSeq lists its product as uncharacterized. The transcript is spliced from 2 exons. The coding region runs from base 1 to 963 and encodes 320 amino acids. Lineage: Eukaryota; Fungi; Ascomycota; Dothideomycetes; Pleosporales; Pleosporaceae. The record is from RefSeq and is a predicted model, not a curated record.
AUGAGCUACGCAGAGGCAAACCGUCGGUAUUUCGAUGCCAUAUCGGACUCCUACGACAGCAAGCCUUGGUUCAAUGUCGUCAACGACCGAGUCGCAGAUAGUCUUCGCUCCGAUCUAUCUUGGGUCGGCAUCCCCUUUGCCAACACAGGGUUCAGUACAGAUGCCACUCAAGUUCGUCUUCUGGACUAUGCAUGCGGCACUGGGCUGAUGACACGUGUCUUCGGACCCUACGUUACCAAGACCCAGGGUAUCGAUAUCUCACCCAAAAUGGUGUCUACAUACAACACUCGUGCUCGCGAUGCCGGUCUUCCAGAAGACGUUGUCAGCGCCGUGGUUGGUGAUUUGUUUGUCAAGUCCGACCCUCAGCCACAAUCACUGUCGGGACAGGAGUUCUGGAAUUUUGAUCUUGCGACUGUUGGAUUUGGGUUCCACCAUUUCGAGGAUGUUGUGUUUGCCGCUAGUCAGUUGAAGGACAGGCUGAGGCCAGGUGGUGUGUUGGUCAUCAACGAUUUCUUAGAGGGAGGAGAUUUAUUGGCUGGCGAGGACGGGGAACCGAUCGAAGGGAGCGAGGGCAAUCAUGCUCUACACAAUCACAAGCAUGGUCAUGAUCAUGGAGGACAUGGGCAUCAUCACGGUCCCGGCGACAAAAAGGCCUCCAAUUCGCACGAUCACCACCAUCACGGGCAUCAACGCCAUCAUAAUGCUGAACAAAAGCACGACGUCGGCGACAGCGAUCCUGAAUUCCGCAGAAAGAUGGAAGCUUCUGUCGUAGUCCCGCACUUCACUAUUCAAGGUGUGAAACAAUUUUUUACCGAGGCUGGGUUUGUGGAUAUUGAUGUCAAAACGAUGAAGGAGAGGAACUACAUGGAAUUCGCUGGCAAGAAACUGUGGCGCACAAUCUUGUUUGCUAGAGGCCGGAGACCGAUUGAAGAACAGGAUGGCAGAGGAAAGAGUGAGUUGUGA